This is a messenger RNA of Thalassophryne amazonica, 1372 nucleotides long. It is a transcript of the gene nsun4, whose product is annotated as NOP2/Sun RNA methyltransferase 4. Gene Ontology annotation, molecular function: methyltransferase activity. Gene Ontology annotation, cellular component: mitochondrial large ribosomal subunit. Lineage: Eukaryota; Metazoa; Chordata; Actinopteri; Batrachoidiformes; Batrachoididae. The record is from RefSeq and is a predicted model, not a curated record. Gene Ontology annotation, biological process: rRNA methylation. The transcript has 8 exons. The coding region runs from base 53 to 1255 and encodes 400 amino acids.
GAACGGUUGUUUGGGUUCUGAGUAAAGUCGGACCUUUCUAAAGCGACGCGCCAUGGCCGUGUUGAUGCCGAGAGGCGUUUUGUUGAGAAAACUGAGAGAUUUAGUGCGUGUGAUGCCCAGAAGAACACGAGUGAAGAAUAAAUGGGCUGUCACACGUCCCAAGUUCCCUCCCACCCAACUGGCCCUUCAGCAGUUUGAUGCCACCUACAGUGUACAGCUGGGGCCGCUGUGGCCAUCGGUCCGUUCUGCUUUGCUCUCUGAGAAGAAGUAUGGAGCGCUGCUGAACAACUUUUCUUAUGAAGAUGUUCUCUCACACCUUGAAGCUCAAGGAUGCAGAGACUUUAUCAGCGACACAGAGCCUGAGGCUCAGCCAUGUUUGGAAAGAGAGCCAGAAGGUGGUGAGGAAAUGGAAUCCACUGGUGCUUUGCUGAAGACCUCUGGCUUUGAUGAUUCCCAGCUGCCACCUCUUUGUCUUAGUCCUAACAUCAGGUGCUGUGUGUUUCCCAGAGGAAACAUCACAAGAUUCAAAAGUGCAAGACCAGAUAUGGGCGGGUUGUUGGGUUACUACCUAAUGGAUGCAGCCUCACUGUUACCUUGCCUUGCACUGGAUGUUAAAGAGGAUCACAGUGUGCUCGACCUCUGUGCUGCUCCUGGAGGCAAGAGCCUCGCUUUACUUCAGUCCCAGUCUCAUGGGUUUCUGUGUAUGAACGACUCUUCAGCUUCUCGGGUAUCACGACUGAGGAAUGUCCUCGAAAGCUACAUCCCAAAGCACUUAUUGACAGAAAACAGAUUGAGCAUCACCUGCUUUGAUGGCAUCACUUUGGGGGAAAAUGAAAGGAACUCCUUUGAUAGAGUCCUUGUCGAUGUUCCCUGUACCACAGACAGACAUUCACUGAUGGAGGAUGAAAACAACAUAUUCAGUAAGAGCAGAACCGGGGAGAGACGAACGCUGCCCCAGCUCCAGCUGGAGCUCCUGCUAGCAGGAAUCAAAGCAGCAUGUCCAGGGGGACAGAUCCUUUACUCCACUUGCACGGUGUCCAAAAUCCAGAACCAGACUGUGGUACAACGAGCUGUGCACUUGGCUCAAGAGCACGACAACAUCCAUGUUCAGGUUGUGAGCCUGCGACGCCUCACGCACAUGUUUAAGAAAACUUUUCACUUUGCUCCUGAUGUCCACCUGGGUGAGCUGGUCUUCCCACACCUAGCUGCUAACUUUGGACCCAUCUACAUGUGCAAACUGCAGAGACUAACUUAGACUUUGGACCGUGAGUCAGUUCCAGCCCAAAGCUGUGGGAGAUGUGUGAACACUUAAUGUUGGUACUCUUCACUUUCUGUCUGCAUGUCAGCAGAUGUCAUAUUGGAACUGGUGAAG